Messenger RNA from Dendroctonus ponderosae (mountain pine beetle), 2571 nucleotides. RefSeq names its product integrator complex subunit 4. Gene Ontology annotation, cellular component: integrator complex. The record is from RefSeq and is a predicted model, not a curated record. Lineage: Eukaryota; Metazoa; Arthropoda; Insecta; Coleoptera; Curculionidae. Gene Ontology annotation, biological process: snRNA processing.
UAGAUGAUUUUUCAUCAGAUAACAGAGUAACCUCUGUGAUCUGUGGUUGCUGUCAAUUUAACCUCAAAAUCUGCACUGACGAACAACAACAAAUGUUGUAAGAUUGUUUGUAUAAUUUGAUAAUUAAGCCAUUAAACAAUGGCUGCAGUGUUGAAGAAGCGCGCCUUGGCCGAAUACAGCCAGACCGUCACUCAGGACGCGGCUCAUUUGCCCACCAAACGUCUGAAAUUGGUAAAGAAGCCCCUGCCUGGAGCUCCCAGCUCCCUUAUAACAGUCGUCAACGCUUUAGAUGAGUGCAAGACCAGUGACGAGUUUUUGCUGCUUUUACUCAGCAUUUCUGACUCAAUGCAAGUGGGAUCUGCAGGAGUAAUUGAGGUUCUAAAGAAACUAGUUGAACAUUUCAAGAAUGAGGCAGAGUCAGCAGUGAGGGUGAAAAUUUUAAUGCUAUUGACUGACAUAGGGCUACAAAAUGUAUCUGAAUGUGUCAUCCUUGCUGAGGAAAUAAUAAACUUGAUUAAGAAUGAUACUUCCCAUAAAGUGCUGGCGCAGGGAAUGAAUGCCAUUCUGAAGCUGGGCAUGCUGGUGCCUGAGAGUGCGACCAGCUAUCACCAAAAACUAGUUGAUGUUGCCAAGAACUACUUAAAGGACUCCCACCAUGCAGUAAAGUGCAAGUGCUUGGAAAUAAUAGGCACACACGUGCCUUUAUGUUCUGGUAAUGAUUCGGACAAGCUCUUCCAUCUUAUCAGCUCCUACUUCAACAAUCAGGACGCCAGAUUGAGAAGUCAGGCUUUCAGCACAGUGAUCUUGCUCUACGAGAGGGGUUUUAAAGUGAACCCCAACAUUUAUGUGUUUGUGUCUGAUGCCCUCAAAGACGACUAUGAAAUUGUGCGCAGUGUUGCUUUGAAGCUGAUUUGGAUCUUAGGCAAUGCGUACCCAGAUAACGAAAUUUUGGUGCCAGGAAGUGUGCAUGAGAUCCGCCUGAUUGACGACGCUUUUGGAAAAAUCUGCAAUGGCGUCACCGACUUGUCCAUGCAGGUCCGAACUCUUGCAUGCGAGUUGCUUGGUACUAUGAAGCAGAUCAGCCCCAAAUUCCUCACUCAAACGUUGGACAAAAAGCUCAUGUCUAAUAUGAGACGCAAGAGGACAGCCCAUGAGCUGGCAUGGGAAAACGUGACCAGUGGCGAAUGGGCGAGUGGAAAGAAAUGGGCGGACGACGCCCCCAAAGAGCUGCUAAAAGCCGAUAGCAUCAGCUUGAUGAGCAGUGGCGCUUGUGGUGCUUUUGUGCAUGGACUGGAAGAUGAAUUUUUAGAAGUCCGAUCAGCAGCAGUAAAGUCGCUGUGUCAGCUCUCGAUCAGUAACCCCCAUUUUGCCAAUAUGGCCCUCGACUUUAUGGUCGAUAUGUUCAAUGAUGAGAUCGAAGACGUGCGCUUAAAAGCCAUAGACAGUUUGCGGGAGAUUUCCGCGCACAUUAUUCUGCGAGAUGAUCAGCUGGAGACCAUUCUGGGAGCGCUGGAAGACUUUUCGCAGGAGGUGAGGGAAGGGCUGCACCGCAUGUUGGCCACCUGCAAAAUGUCCACGAUGGGCGGCUUGAAGAUGUGCGUGGAAAAGCUUCUGGAUAAUCUCAAGCGCUACCCGCAAGAUAAACGAUCAACAUAUAGGUGUUUACAGAGUAUAGGACGCAAGCAUCCGGAGCUGGUGGUGCCGUUGGUGCCCCACUUUUUGAGUAUCCACCCGUUUUGCGAUAUGGCUGAGCCAGAUGUAGAAAAUCCGCACUACAUUUGCCAUUUGAUUCUUAUUCUCAAUGCGGCUGAGAACUCUGGAACGAUCAUCUCCUUGCUGGAACCUCAUACGUUACGCCACUACGCCUACCUGAGGGAUACCAUGCCUCAAUUCGUGCCCGUUCUAAGCCUCUCAGAAACCACGGGUACGUCGAUAUCGAGGCAAAUGUCUGUGGAUGAGAGCUUGGCCUAUUUGAACAACGUUAUUUCGAAUCUGGAUGUGGCGGAAACGAUGACCAGCAUUCACAUAUCGCUGCUGGAAAUGGCCAAAGAGCAACUGAACCGAUUAAGUGAAAUUGAUGAAUCUGUAUCGGGCACCGCGCAGUUUACUGCACUGUAUAUCGGGGCUCAGCUGCAGAUUUUACAAAUUUUGGACCGGGGAUUUUGGGUAAAUCCUGCCACGUUGGCCACCCAACAGCAAAACACGCUCAAGACCAAUAUUCAGAUUCUCUUGGAAUAUUGCCUGAAGUUGCAGUUUUUUUUUGUUGGGUUGAACGCCGAAGAACAGUGCGCCGUCAAACAGUUCCGACUCAGAGCUUUGGCUCUGAAUUUAGUCUAUAUUGUUAAAGGUAGUAAUUCGUCCGCGUUGGCACCGUGCCAUCACUUCCUCACUGCUGUAGAGGAAAUGCAGAAGGAUCUUUCGCAGAACAACAUCCAACCAGAUGGGUUCACAUCGUUGGUAUUUCGAGAUUUGUCCCAGAUCGAGGAACCAAAGCCGGGCGCAGUGUCGCGCAUUUUAACGCCGAUUUUGCUCAGCCCAAAAAUUGCCAGCAUUCCCCGUCCCAAUAUUAAC